Messenger RNA from Nerophis ophidion (straightnose pipefish), 2369 nucleotides. RefSeq names its product zinc finger protein 771-like. Bases 506 to 1381 code for a protein of 291 amino acids. Gene Ontology annotation, biological process: regulation of transcription by RNA polymerase II. The record is from RefSeq and is a predicted model, not a curated record. Gene Ontology annotation, molecular function: RNA polymerase II cis-regulatory region sequence-specific DNA binding; DNA-binding transcription factor activity. The transcript is spliced from 2 exons. Lineage: Eukaryota; Metazoa; Chordata; Actinopteri; Syngnathiformes; Syngnathidae.
CGAAAGCACUACCGAAGAAGAAAGAGGCGGAAGCGUGCAGAAAGAAGAGCGAGACAAACAAACUAACAAUAGCUACCAGAGAAAGACUAACUAACUAACAACAGCUACCAGAGAAAGACUAAUUAACUAACAACAGCUACCAAAGAAAGACUAACUAUCUAACAAUAGCUAACCCUAAGGAAGGCUAACUAACUAACAAUAGCUACCAGAGAAGUACUAACGAACAAUAGCUACCAGAGGAAGACUAACUAACAGUAGUUACCAGAUAAAUACUAACUAACUAACUAACUAACUAACUAACUAACUAACUAACUAACUAACUAACUAACUAACUAACUAACUAACUAACUAACUAACUCUAGAUACCAGAGAAAUACUAACUGACAAUAGUUACCAGAGAAAUACUAACUAACAAUAGCUACCAGAGAAAGACAAAGUAACUAACAAUAGGGACAACAGGGAAAAGUAAAGUAAGAAUAGUAGUGGUCGCUGGGAAGAAGAGAAGAUGCUAGAAGAGUUGGUGAAGGAGCGUCUGAUGGCGGCUGCAGAUGACAUCCUAGCGCUGUUUGCUAGAACCAUCGCGUCUUACGAGGACCAACUCAGUCGCAGCAGAGAGGAGAAGAAGGAGCGACAUGGCUUGGAAGAGCUCUGCAGAGCUGGCCUUGUGUUGAACAAUGAAGAUCGAUGUCCUCAAAGGGAGAGCUCCACCCUGGAGCAGCAGGAGCCACAUUCCCCUCACAUGAAGGAGGAAGAGGAGUGGAGCACUCAGGAGGAGGCUGAUGUCACUGAGUGGAGCGUUGUGUGUGUGAAGGAAGAAGAGUCCUUACAGUUUCAUGGCAGUGAGGAGACCAGGGAGGCGGAGCUUCCAGGAGCAGACACCCUGUGGUCCCACCCCCCUGAGGACCAGCACACUCAACGAGUAGGAGCGGAGGUGGAAAGUGAUGUCCAGAAAGGUUGUGGCGGGAAGCGAGUGACUUGUUCUGUUUGUGCUCAGAGUUUCUCCAAGAAAAACAGUCUGACCCAACACAUGCGCACGCACACAGGGGAGAAACCUUUCAGCUGCUCCGUUUGCCACGAACGCUUUGCUCGGAAGCCCUACUUGGUCACGCACAUGAGGACGCACACGGGAGAGAAACCCUUCAGCUGCCCCGUCUGCGGCCGCAGGUUCUCUCAGCAGGGAGCCAUCAUCUUUCACAUGCGCACGCACACGGGAGAGAAACCCUUCAGCUGUUUGGUUUGUGGCGAACGCUUCGCUCGGAAGUCCAACAUGGCGUCGCACAGGCGAACCCACUCGGGAGAAAAACUCUUCAGCUGUUCGCUGUGUGGGAAACACUUCUCUCACCAGUCCCACAUGGCAAAGCACCUGGAGAAACACCACUGAAAGAAACCUUUUAGCUGCUCAGCUUCACAAAAUGGUGCUGUUUGGAUGUCCCAUUAAAGACCAUUAGAGAUCAUUCCAAGGAAGAAGUCUGUGAGAGUCACGGAAUUCAAGAAAGAAAUCCUGACUUCUUGUCACAAUGUGUGUCGUGUCAGUGUGUACUUUACUGCUAGUGAAAAGUGUCUCAUGCUUCAAAGGAACAGAGUUCAACUUUCGUCUUGGCUGCACGGUCCUCCAGAGGAAUCUUGAAGCAACCACCUUGCCAUGUCGCAGCCAGGGACCAUAAUCCAUAUUAAAAAGCGUUUGUUUUUGAGCCGGUGACAAAAAAAAGGUCGGGACUGAGGCCAAGGGAAAAACGUGUGAAAGAGGGAAACAUCAAAGAAAACAAAGGACAUUAAAGACAUUAGAAGAGCAGAGCUGAUGCAACCAGCCUCUUCUUCAUAAAGCUAUGAAUACAAAGUAAAGUAAACAUACGUACUGUGGUGGCCGCAGCUACAACUCUAGAUCUUGUCAAUUUUGUUGAGAGGCCAGUUGAUCAAUUGUGUUGUUGACAUCCUGGAGAGCAGUACAAACAGGAAGUGAAACAAGACAAAGGCAAGCAUAAGAGUGGGUCUCAUCUCUCACGGUGUUUUACACAGGGCUAGCAGCUAACGUCCACCUGCAGUGAUUUAGCUACUUCUAAAUCACUAAUCCUGGCCACCAUGGUGACAAAUAAAAUAAAGUUUCUUACAAGUAUUAUUAUCACUGGAGGAUGAGGAAUAGCUAAACAUGUGUCACAACACAUUGUAGGAGGAUACAAUAGCUCGCCACUAACAGCAAGCUAGCGCUCCUCAAUGUAAACAAAUGGGUGGAUCUACACAAAUAUCCACUAAUGAUACCAACUACAAGAGCUGUAUUUAGUCGAUACUACUAUGAUUAUAAUUAUAUUUUUAUAUUAUGUUUAUUUUGUCAAAUUGUUAUUGUUAAUAAAGUCAGUAUAUAUGUCCCUGGA